Molecule: messenger RNA, 472 nt
Organism: Meloidogyne enterolobii
Lineage: Eukaryota; Metazoa; Nematoda; Chromadorea; Rhabditida; Meloidogynidae
Source: the annotation of a GenBank genome assembly
AUGUCUACAUCUCCAAGAGAAGAAAUCAAUAGAUGGUCUCUAUACUUACCAAAUAGUCCCAUAUAUUGUUCUUUUGCUCUUGCUGAGAGUAGUAUGAGGGCGGUUUUAUUCAUUUUUGAGAGUUCCGGGCAUAUGUAUUCAACUAUUUUGGACAUGGCAAGGUUGGAGUGGGCAAUUAUCAUUGGGGAUUUAUCAUUUUUCAUUAAUUCUAGUGCCAUUAAGCCAACAAUUUUGGACUUUCUGUGCCGGGUGGGGCAAUAGUGACAACAAUGGAGGGUUUGGGGUUCAAUGUAAGAUCAAUUGCCUUCAAUUGUUCUUCAUUUGGGGGAUGUUCAUUAUCGUGGGCAAACAUGGCGUAGUAGAGAUCACGGGUGUUGGUGAGAGGAGGUUCGGUGCUAAUUCCUAGUAUUUGUUUCAUGAGUGUGCCUUGAGGGGUUUCUAGUUCUGAGUAAAUUAGAGGUUCACAAGAUGC